AUGUCACUUAAGAACACCCUCAAGGACUUCCCAGUCCGACAAAUGUUAAUCAUCUGUCUAAUCAGAUUUUCCGAACCACUAGCAUUCACAUCGCUUUUCCCUUAUGUCUAUUUCAUGAUUCGUGAUUUCCAAAUCGCUCCCACCGAGCAUGAAAUCUCAAAAUAUCUGGGAUAUUUAGCUUCCAGUUUCGCAUUCUGUCAAUUCUUAUUCGCAGUCCGAUGGGGGAAAUUAUCCGAUCGAGUCGGAAGAAAACCAAUCUUAUUGAUCGGUCUUUUUGGAACUUCCAUUUCACUUAUUUUAUUUGGUUUCAGUCAGAAUUAUUGGUGGGCUCUUGCUGCUAGAUCGUUGGCCGGGUGUUUGAAUGGGAAUAUCGCGGUUUUGAGAACUAUGAUUGGAGAAAUUGCUACUGAUCGAAAACAUCAAGCUACCGCGUUUUCAACCUUGCCUUUAUUGUUUAAUUUUGGAGCUAUUGUGGGUCCAGCUAUUGGUGGGUCCAAAUUAUUUACGAGACCAAGCGAUAAGAAUCCAUAUCAUCAUGAUGAGACUGGGAUGGUGUUAGGUGUUGGGUCGGUUUAUGAGAGAUUUAUUACCAAGUUUCCUUAUGCAUUGUCUAAUAUUGUUGUGGGGAUGUUUCUUUGGUUUAGUUUAGCAUGUGGGAUUUUGUUUUUAGAAGAGACUCAUGAUGUAUUUAAGUAUCGUGUUGAUUAUGGGGUAGAAUUAGGAGAUUGGUUAUUACAUAAAAUCGGUAUCUCUACUCCGAUCCGUCCUUGGAACCGAAUCCAAGAACAAGAACCAGAUGAAACUACGGGUUUACUACAUGAAACUGCUAAAGACUCUAGUGCUAUUGAAGAGUCAGAACAAGAUAACAAUAACGCCGACGUCGCAUCAAUAGACAGCGAACAAGGCUCAUUAUCCUCAUCCUCAUCAUCAGUAGGCAGCGUCAAACCCUACCUCUCCCGCAGAAUGUCACAAGCAAUAAUCCAAACCUAUUCCAGACCAGAUGAAGAAUCCCAAAUCACAAUCUCCACCCCCACCCAACCUGAUUACUCACGCGCAUUCACACCAAAAGUCAUAACCGUCAUCACCGGAAACUUCAUAAUCUCCCUUCAUUCAGUCACCUACAAUGAAUUCCUCCCCGUUUUCCUCGCAUCCCGAUUCCAACCCGACAACCUCACCUUCCCAUUCAAAAUUGUCGGGGGAUUAGGAUUGGACACCUCAUACAUCGGUACUUUAUUUUCACUGACGGGUAUUAUGGGAAUGUUAAUAAUUCUCCUUAUUUUCCCAAUUAUAGAUUCAAAACUAGGCACGAUUGGUGGCUACCGUCUUAGUGUAUCCAUCUUUCCCCUCGUAUACUUCCUAGUCCCAUUUUCAAUCUUUACAUUAAACAAAUACAACCCGGGUUUCCCUACUUGGUUCACACCAAUCUUGUUAUAUACAUUAACGUCCUUAAAGACAUUAGCAAGUGCUACGGGAAUGCCUCAGAUUAUGAUCCUAAACCAUCGUGCUGCACAUAAGAAACAUCGUGCCUAUGUCAAUAGUUCCACUAUGAGUAUUAUCGCGUUGGCUAGAUGUUGUGGACCAGUUGGGUUUGGGUAUUUGAUGUCGGUGGGGGAGAAAUGGAACAUGGGAGAGUUAAUUUGGUGGAGUAUGUCGCUAUUGGCCUUGGUGGGGAUGGUGCAGUCGUAUUGGAUGAGCGAAGCAGAUGAAGAGGAGGAAUAA
This is a messenger RNA of Hemisphaericaspora subhashii, 1719 nucleotides long. RefSeq lists its product as uncharacterized. The record is from RefSeq and is a predicted model, not a curated record. The transcript has a single exon. NCBI's taxonomy places the organism in Eukaryota, Fungi, Ascomycota, Pichiomycetes, Serinales, Debaryomycetaceae. Bases 1 to 1719 code for a protein of 572 amino acids. Gene Ontology annotation, biological process: transmembrane transport. Gene Ontology annotation, molecular function: transmembrane transporter activity.